AGGCGGCGAGCCCAUGGAGCGGAAGGGCGGUCCGGACGGUGCCCCGGAGGCUGAGCGGGAGGAGGGGGAGCCCGAGGUGAAGAAGCGGAGACUUCUGUGUGUGGAGUUUGCCUCGGUCGCGAGUUGCGACGCCGCCGUGGCUCAGUGCUACCUGGCCGAGAACGACUGGGAGAUGGAAAGAGCGCUGGACUCCUACUUCGAGCCGGCCGUGGAGGAGAGCGCUUUAAAAAGCCAUCUUGAGACCACCUCGGAGCCCGAGUUCUGUGUUGACCUAACCAAGGAAGAAACAAGUGAUUCCAUUAGUUCUAAAACCAGCACAUCUGAAAAUGUUCAGCAAGAAGAUGGCAGCAUGUUCUCUUUCAUUACCUGGAAUAUUGAUGGAUUGGACCUCAACAAUCUGCCAGAGAGGGCUCGAGGGGUGUGUUCCUAUUUAACUUUGUACAGCCCAGAUGUGGUAUUUCUACAGGAAGUUAUUCCCCCAUAUUCUGCCUACCUAAAGAAGAAAGCAAGUAGUUACGAGAUAAUUACAGCAUUUGAAGGUCAUGAAAAAGGAUAUUUCACAGCUAUAAUGUUGAAGAAAUCGAGAUUGAAAUUUAAAAGCCAAGAGAUUAUUCCUUUUCCAAAUACAAAAAUGAUGAGAAACCUUUUGUGUGUGCAUGUGAGUGUGUCAGGAAAUGAACUUUGCCUUAUGACUUCUCAUUUGGAGAGCACCAGAGGGCAUGCUAAGGAACGAAUGAAUCAGUUGAAAAUAGUUUUAAAGAAAAUGCAAGAGGCUCCAGAGUCAGCUACAGUUAUAUUUGCAGGAGAUACAAAUUUAAGGGAUCAUGAAGUUACCAAAUGUGGUGGUUUACCCAACAACAUUUCGGAUGUCUGGGAGUUUUUGGGCAAACCUAAGCAUUGCCAGUAUACAUGGGAUACACAAAUGAACUCUAAUCUUGGAAUAGCUGCUACUUGUAAGCUUCGUUUUGAUCGAAUAUUUUUUAGAGCAGCAGCGGAAGGCGGCCACAUUAUUCCCCGAAGUUUGGACCUCCUUGGGUUGGAAAAACUGGACUGUGGUAGAUUUCCUAGUGAUCACUGGGGGCUUCUGUGCAACUUGGAUGUAAUAUUGUGAACUGCUUUUCAAAUACGAGUUUUAAAUGUUCGGAGCAAUUUUGUUCUGUGUUUUCGCAAAUAUAAUUGCUACCUGUCUGGAAAGGUAGUUUAAUGUGGAGGAAUUAAUAUACCAGAUCAUUGUAACAAAAGAAAAAAUGCCUGUGAUUUUAUUUUGUGAAUUGUGUCCUCAGAUUUCAGAACUAAAUCUUAAUGUUUAUUUAAAUGAAAGCAUACCUGUGUUCAGAACAUGAGGCCUCUUAAUGAAAGGUCACAAAGGCUAUCCGCUAUUACAAACUCUGGCUCCUAAUAGUGCUCACAGCUGCUGGCUGGAUCUGCAUUUAAAUAGAUUGCAGCUGUCCUACAUCAGACUUUUUGUCAGCUAACAGUGCCUAAUUGGUAAGCUAGAAAUGAACUCAUGAUUUAAAAUCCCUUAAUUUUUAAAAAUUCAUGUUUGUAGUUAAUGUCAUCAACAGAGGCAAAGUUAGGCUUGAUCAUGAUUAAAGUCACUUUUAUAGAGGCAUUGGACUUUUUUUCUAAGAGAAGAGUAAAUGUGUAAAAAGAAUUAGCCUUUUAGUUUUGCUACUUGUAAAACUGAAUUUUUUUCAAGACGUGAAUGAGGAGCACUUCUACAUGUGCUUUAAGGAAAGAUUUUUUUCCCAUAAGAGA
Molecule: messenger RNA, 1758 nt
Organism: Eubalaena glacialis (North Atlantic right whale)
Lineage: Eukaryota; Metazoa; Chordata; Mammalia; Artiodactyla; Balaenidae
Gene: TDP2
Product: tyrosyl-DNA phosphodiesterase 2
Exons: 7
Coding region: 14-1111 (365 amino acids)
Biological process (GO): double-strand break repair
Cellular component (GO): cytoplasm; PML body
Molecular function (GO): single-stranded DNA binding; 5'-tyrosyl-DNA phosphodiesterase activity; protein binding
Source: RefSeq, a predicted model, not a curated record